Molecule: messenger RNA, 908 nt
Organism: Trifolium pratense (red clover)
Lineage: Eukaryota; Viridiplantae; Streptophyta; Magnoliopsida; Fabales; Fabaceae
Exons: 1
Coding region: 295-681 (128 amino acids)
Source: RefSeq, a predicted model, not a curated record
AGGAAGCAGUUCUCUUUGUAAAUAGAGUAGAAGCAAAGCAGACAUCUCUCUUUAUCUACAAUAAUAUAAGACAUUACAAAGAGAAUUUCAGAAUGAGAAAAUCUCACAACAAUAUCUCAUCAACUCAUGAAGCAUCCAAGUAUAAUAACACAACAUUCUUCUACACUCUCCUACCAACUUUCCUUUUCUAGUUCUUACAAACUUCAUUACAAGUAACUUAAGUUGUGUUGUGCCUUCAAACAUAACCACAAAUAGUACUCAAAAGUUGUUCUGGUUUAUGUAGCAGGAAUCACAAUGUCAUCAACAUCAAUGCCAAUGUAUCAACAACCUCCACCAUUUAUAGUGACACCACAAUCUUACAAUGGUUCAUCACAACAUCAUGACUCCAUUGGUCCUGUCAUUGGAGUUCUUGUAGUGAUAAUUGUGUUGGGAAUAAUUGCAGUGAUGAUUGGAAGGCUUUGUUCAGGAAGAAAAAUCAUGGGUCAUGGACAAUAUGAUUUAGAAAGCUGGGCAGAGACAAAAUGUUCUACUUGUAUUGAUGGAAGAAUUAACCUUUCAAUGCCUAUGAGGGUUAGUGAAUCCAACACCUCACUUCCUGCAACACCUAUCAAUACUAGUACUCGUCAAGAAACUACACAACCAGAACAAUCUUCUUCUCAGAAUUCACCACCUAACACUUGAUUUAGUUUCUUUAUGUGACUUGUGUCUCAUAUGUCGGUGUCCGACAUUGAUAUAAUACCGACUCAUGUAGUGACAUUCAAUAAUUUCAUUUUCUCUAUUUAUCAUUGGUGUCAAUGUGUUAGGUUCGGUGUUUGUGUCUGUGUCGAUGAUUCAUAGUUAGUAGUAACAAACUCCUCAUUUCAAUAUUUUGCUAAUCUCUUAUUUGUUUCAAUUUACUUUUUAUUUAA